Molecule: messenger RNA, 1042 nt
Organism: Rotaria sordida
Lineage: Eukaryota; Metazoa; Rotifera; Eurotatoria; Philodinida; Philodinidae
Source: the annotation of a GenBank genome assembly
AUGGUUACAGUUGGUGAUUUUAACAACGACGACCUGUUAGAUGUUGCUGUCGCAAACUUUGGCUCUCAUACCAUAGGGAUCUUUCUUUCUAACGGGAAUGGAUCAUUUCAAGACCAAAUAAUAACAUCAACUGGUCGAUCAUGUCCUAUAUGGAUAUACAUUGCUGAUUUCGACAAUGAUACUUUAUCUGAUAUUGUCACUACAAAUUAUGGUACCGAUAGUAUUAGUAUAUGGUUUGGAUAUGGUAAUGCGAGCUUUUCAAUGCCCAUUAUGUAUUUCAUAGGCUAUGAUUCUUAUCCACGUUCAGUAAUUGCUGGAGAUCUAAAUAAUGACAAUAGAUUAGAUCUUAUCAUUGCAAAUUCAGGUACAAACAACAUAGCCAUACUAUUUGGGAAUGAUCUUGGUAAUUUCACACAUCAAAACUUGUUGUCAACAGGUGUUAAUUCCCAUCCGUACUCUGUUACUCUUGCCUAUUUAAAUUAUGACAAAUUUGUGGAUAUUGUUGUUGCUAAUUAUGGGACACGAUCUGUUGGUAUAUUUCUGGCUUAUGGAAAUGGAAGUUUCGCACCACAAGCAACAUAUUCACUUGGUAAUAGUUCUCCGUAUUCAAUUGCAACUGGUGAUUUAAAUAAUGACGAUGCAAUUGACAUAGUCGUCAGUAAUAUAGGUACUAAUAAUAUUGGUACGCUUCGCAACUACAAAAAUGGUACUUUUGCAAGUCCGAGACUAUAUCCUAUGGGAUCAUCUUCUUCAAUCUCAGUAGCAAUAGGUGAUUUCAAUAACGACAAUCGAUUAGAUAUAUCUGUUGUUAACAACGACUCUCAUAGCAUAAGUAUCUUUCUUGGUUAUAGCAAAGGUUUUUCAGGUCAAAAUAUGUAUUCUACUGGUCGUUCUCCACUGUUCAUUGCUGUCGGCGACUUUAACAAUGACAAACAACUAGAUUUUGUUGUUACUAAUAAUGAUGACAACACUGUUAGUGUCUUUCUUGGAUAUGUCAAUGGUUUGUUUACAAGUCAAAGGAUAUUUUCGGUUGGUUCUUAUC